GAAAGCUCGUCUGGCCAGGAUACGAUUAUCAAAGAAGGGAAGCUCCACCGCCUUCCUGCACAGCAAACGCAACGGACUCUUCAACGAAGUUCUGGAGCUCACGCACCUUCCGUACAAGAUGAACCUCUCAGAGCAGAGUUCCACUGAGGAGGAACAACAGUUGAGUAAGUCGACUUCUCUGUUAGAGAGCCAACAUCACCACCUGCUGCACUGUCUGGAGAAAACCACUAACCACGAGUUUGUGGACGAGCAGUAUUACCAGCAGAGCUACCUGGAGGCGGGGCUCCAGAACUACUCCUCGCAAAGCCCCUCCCUCUCCAGCCAGGACGGCGUGACGGGAACGUGCUGCACCCGCCGAAGCAAGAAGCACCACACCCCCUUACCAAACGCCAGCGGCCCCGCCCACAUGCCACCGCUGAGACACACCCACCCACGUGGUCUGCAGGAGCUCAGCACCAUACACAUCCAACCACUCAGCACCAGUCGCUCCAGUCUGAACAUGCGCGUGGACGACGCGGCACCGCUGAACUGCCAGAGCAGCCAGAUCACCACGGCGAUCAUCAGCAUUCCCACGCCGCCAGUAACCACCCCCGAGGGCGACGCCCACCUGCCCGUGGGCCCCGCCCACCAGAACGUUGUGAAGGUGUCUGCGCUGUGAAGACGUGAAGAAUUUAAGGAAAGAAAAGACUCCCGGAGACAGACUGAGGGACAGACUGAGGGACAGAGGAGGACUGAGGACGACGACGACGACGAUGAUGAUGAUGAUGAUGGUUCCUAGUCUUAGCUGUGGUGGAGCCUGCCCUCUGCUGGUCGAGCGCUGUGAUGGCAUGGACUCUCUGUGCAGACAGAGGACGGCUUUCAGAAACAGUGUCUUCAUGUUAGUGGUCGGCCUGCAUGUGUGCGUGUGUGCGCGUGUGUGUGUGUCUGAGACGAGUGUGUCACCG
Molecule: messenger RNA, 944 nt
Organism: Solea senegalensis (Senegalese sole)
Lineage: Eukaryota; Metazoa; Chordata; Actinopteri; Pleuronectiformes; Soleidae
Product: potassium voltage-gated channel subfamily D member 3-like
Exons: 5
Coding region: 119-658 (179 amino acids)
Biological process (GO): potassium ion transport
Cellular component (GO): voltage-gated potassium channel complex
Molecular function (GO): voltage-gated potassium channel activity
Source: RefSeq, a predicted model, not a curated record